UCGGAAGUAUGGGUAAACACUUUAACAAACCAGGACGAACCUGGAGUUUACGGAAGACGAGCAGCAUAUUAAAACCACGUGGUGUUACAUUUCAGAAUGGUGGACAGUGUUUACCGCACACGAUCUCUUGGUGUAGCUGCAGUCGGUCUUCCUGACCAGUAUGCUGACGGAAAAGCAGCUAAAGUGUGGCAGCUGUAUAUCGGAGACACCAGGAGUAGGGCGGAUGAAUACAAGAGCUGGGUGCUGUCCUUGCUCAGAAAACACAGGGUUCAAAGUGUUCUGGACGUAGCCUGCGGGACAGGAGUUGAUUCCGUUAUGUUGGUGGAAGAGGGAUUCAAAGUGGUUAGCGUGGAUGCCAGUGACAAAAUGCUCAAAUAUGCUCUUAAAAAGAGAUGGGAGAGGAGGAAAGAGCCAUCCUUUGAUAAUUGGGUAAUUGAGGAGGCCAACUGGCUUACGUUACCAGAAGAUAUCCAGAAACCUGGAGAUGGGUUUGAUGCUGUUAUUUGCCUGGGAAACUCGUUUGCUCACUUACCAGACUUCAAAGGAGACCAAAGCGAUCAGAAGCUUGCCUUGCAGAACAUCGCCAGCAUGGUAAAACCUGGCGGAAUCCUGAUUAUUGAUCACCGUAACUAUGACUACAUCCUUGAGACUGGUCAGGCACCACAAGGAAAGAAUAUUUACUAUAAGAGUGACCUGAAACAGGACAUCUCCACCUCUGUGCUGUGGGUUAAUAGCAAACCUCACAUGAUCACACUGGACUACACCUUGGAACUGCCUCAGCCAGAGGGCGUUCAAACUCCCCCUGAGACAAGUAAAUUCCGCCUGUCAUACUAUCCACAUCGUCUGGAAAGUUUCAAGGAGAUUUUAGGAGGAUCCUUAUUUAAUAAGUGUGAGCACAACGUAUAUGGUGACUUUAAGCAGCACACCCCAGGGCAACAAGAGACACCCUGUUAUUUCAUCCAUGUAGUUAAAAAGACAGCUUAAAGCUACAUUAGUUGACAUUUAAUUUCCCCAUUACUCUGCCCUGCUGCUGCUAUCAACAAAAACAAGGAUAUUUUAACACAUUAUGAGGUCAUAUUGUGUAUUUUGAAAUACACAUUAUUAUGUUUUGAAAGUGAAAGUUCCAUUUAAAAAUUUGGGAUUUGGGAUCUUUGUGCUUUAUUUGGACAGAUUUGAGUCUUAAAUACUUAGUUCUGUUGCUUAAUAUCUUAACUGCUUAAUUACUUACUUUUUUAUUAUAGCCUUAAUUUCACAUUCUCGUUACUUUAUUUAUAUUUCUAGAAGGCUAAUGUAAAAACCCUAAACCGCAGGUGUCCAAAUUUGGUUCUUAAGAGACACUGUCCUGAAAAUUUGUCCUCAAGACUUGCCUCAACAACUAGUAUGCUUAGUAAACCUUGAUUAGCUGGUUCAGUUUAAUUGGGUUUGGAGCCCAACUCUGCUAGACAGUGACCCUACAAAAUCGGACACCCCUGCCCUACAUUGUCUGAAAAGAAAUGUGCACACCUAGUUGACUUUCAGAUAAAGGUGACCUCUUAAUGUAGAACUGCUUUGCUCAUCAUUUUUACUUCUCUUUGAAAAUUGGAUUCUUUGAAAAUUGGACUCUAAAAAGUGAUACAUUUUAAAGAAUUGCGUGUUGUUUUUUACGCAAAUGAAACAAUGCAAAUGCAUUACAUGAUUUAAACAUAUAAUAGUUAAUUUUUCCUAAAAUAUUAGAAAUUGUAUUUCUGGCAUAGGUGUACUCCAAAAACGUGUUAUAAAGUUUAUUUCUGCUAUAAUGUUUCUAUUAAAAAUAAAUAUCCAAUUGAUUCAUUGUCCUAAUUUUAUUAGUAGUGAUAUGGGUACAUAUAAACUCAGCAAAAACAUUUGACGAAUAAAAAAUGGAAUCAUGCAACCCUGAAAAAGUUAAAGUUUCUGGUGUUUACAGUAAGUACUGUAGUGCUUUUCACUGUUGUUAAAAUGAUUAUGAGCUUUGCUCACCUAAUAAGAUUUUCCACCAAGAUGUAAUCUACAGUGGCA
Messenger RNA from Triplophysa rosa, 2016 nucleotides. It is a transcript of the gene gnmt, whose product is annotated as glycine N-methyltransferase. Bases 97 to 984 code for a protein of 295 amino acids. The record is from RefSeq and is a predicted model, not a curated record. NCBI's taxonomy places the organism in Eukaryota, Metazoa, Chordata, Actinopteri, Cypriniformes, Nemacheilidae. Gene Ontology annotation, molecular function: S-adenosyl-L-methionine binding; glycine binding; identical protein binding. Gene Ontology annotation, biological process: one-carbon metabolic process; regulation of gluconeogenesis; S-adenosylmethionine metabolic process. The transcript has 6 exons. Gene Ontology annotation, cellular component: cytosol.